Molecule: messenger RNA, 1351 nt
Organism: Chlamydomonas reinhardtii
Lineage: Eukaryota; Viridiplantae; Chlorophyta; Chlorophyceae; Chlamydomonadales; Chlamydomonadaceae
Exons: 4
Coding region: 397-774 (125 amino acids)
Source: RefSeq, a predicted model, not a curated record
GCGAUGCAAUUUACGGCAGCUUCGAACUGGCCUGGAGCAGGUUAACUUGGUCGUCCGCUACCUCCGCCAGUCAAACCGCGCUCUCUGGCGCGAUAUACCAGAUAUACCAGCCAUGGCUAAGCCAUAUGCACUUGAAGUCCAUUAUCACUACAUAGGCCAUGCCCGCAUCCUCGUGUCCACGCGGCCUUCCGACAAGUUCUUCAUCUCCGGAGACGCGCUGACUUCAAAGAGGCGACUGGCCUCUGUACAGACCAGGUGUUCAUCGUCGGCGGCACAGGCAAUUACGUGAAGGACCUGGGCGAGAAGGGUUUCAUAGACGCCUGCAAGACCACCAGCGCUACCCGGAUCUUCCCUGACACGCAGCAUCACAAUGUGCCCGGCUUGCCCUUCACCGGGAUGAGCAACGUCGCUGGCGUCAAUAGCCCAGACGCGCUGUCACCCUUCGCUAUCGUCACGGACAAGGACAUCGACCGCGCUGACAACGACCCCAACCACAUCUUCGUGCGGCCCGACCCCAUCCCGGCGUCACCCUUCUACAUCCUCGCACUACCCCUGGCGGUGACGGGCGCGGCGGCCGACAACACUCCCGCGGCGCGGCGCCUGGCGGUCGGCACGACGCCGGCGCCCAACGGCGCGCUGCACCGGUCCCACACCCCCGCCAGCCCCCUGGCGACCCUGACGACCCCCGGCAUGCUCAGGGUCGGCGCUCGUGGGGCCACGGUGGCCAGGCCGUCGAGACGGAGGUCUGCGGCGGCGCGCAGCAUUCCGGAUUAGCCCCUGGAGACCAUCUUCCAGAAGCUCAUGGUUAUGAAGCACCACGAAGCACUCAGUGAGGACGACAUCGACUAUCUGAGCAUGACCGUGCUCGUGGUCAGCCGCAAGAUCGGCAUCUUCUCCGAUAUGUCCAUGAGCUGGAUGCCGAUUUGCGCCGAGAAGGGGCUGCUGCUGCGCAACAAGGACAGCGCUUGCCGACACCACCAACACUGAGCUGCAGCGCCUCUCACUGAACGGGGCGGUUGAUGCAGCGGGCACCGCCUUCGCGUACAUACUUGCGGGCACAUUCUAGGCCGCAUCUGUCGUAGUGUCAUUGUGCACACAUUCGCUGAUUGAUGUUAAGGGCCACUUCAAGAGAAAGGAAGCAUCUUGUUACAUCUUGUUGGGUGCACAGACAGACGCUCAUACGCGCAAAUGAUACACGUUCACAGCAUGUUUUCACACCAGGUAUAGCCGCGCCUGCAUUCAGUGUGCUGGGCUUUCAUGCGAGGGUUGUUCAUCAUAGGAACAUCUGGACUCAAUCAAGCAACUCUGCUGACGUUCUUCACGUGUUCGUCCAUUGUAAUCGGCCCGCUUC